CUCAUUUUAUCUGUGUGCAUCAAAGUCAAACAAUCAUUUUAAUCAAUACAUUGAACACUUAAAUACGCAGUACUGCCUAAUACAUUAACUACCCGCCAAAGGCAAUUUUAAUCUGUGAUGAGUUCUUUGACAGAGGACCGUCGCCGGUGUAGAAAGUCGGCUCCUGUUAAAAAUGCAGUGUUUUUGGGAGCCAUCAACAAAGGCCGUUCGCGCAUCAACCCUCUGACGGGCCAAAAUCAACUAGAUAACAGUGAAUUGAUCGUCAACGACCAGAGCAACAAACUUAAGUUAGAUAGUGCUCAUAAAUUUAAAAAUGAAAGGAGAAGUCGACCAUCUAUUCAAGGGGUCGACACAACGGCAUCUGUACGGAUGUCUACACCUGUGCGGAAUCGCGAAACCACACCAAAAUAUAGAACCCGACACAGAUCAAACGAACAAAGCUGUGAUAACAACAGGUCACGCAGUAUCUUAUCUUCGGUAUGUGUAUGAUUAAUUUGACCCUCGUCAGACUGGAAGCCGUAGGAGGUUUCAUCCUGAUUAUGACCCACUGAUUGAGAUCAGACGUGCACAAGAACGUCUCGAUCGUUAUCGAACCCAAGGAGACUGGAAGGUGGAUCUGCUCUUGUGUGAUGAUGCGGAUGAAGACUUGAACCGCUAUGAAGACAAAUUGAGACGCAGACUCACAGAAAGGGGGAAACAGAACCUAUUGAACUUGAAAGGAGGCAGAUGGAAUUACUGAGGAGACAGAAAGACAUUGAUAUGGGCAAAGUGACCGAACGUUACGCUGAGUAUGUGUUAAGUAUCCCGAAACCCGAACGUCAAAAGUACCAUCCUCGUACACCUAACAAGUUUCGUAAAGUUUCUCGUCGAGCGUGGGAUGGCAUGAUUCGGAAGUGGCGCAAGCACUUACACAACUUCGACGAUCUCAAUUUCGAAGAUACUUGGCGUUCAUUGUCAACUGCUGAUCUGUCAAGCAACUAUUCUGGUUCAUCGUGGGUCUUAGAAAGUGGUACAUCUAGCGAUACUGAAAAUCAAAAUCCAGAAGUAUGUCAGAUUUCUUUAAUGAAAUGUGACCAACCCCUAUCCUGUUCGUUUCAAAGUCCUGAAGAUCUCACAGCUUCACCAACCAUUAAAAUGUCAUAUAAUCAAAGGCAGUAUCGUAAAUAUGAUGAAGAUGAUGACACUUUACAGUCGGUUCCAAAACAGUGUAAGGAGGUGAACCGUUUUCCAGCUGCUACAAUUAAGGAUGAAGAAGAGGACACUUUGACGGGACCUGUCAACGAAGGCCGUAGGAUUACGCGGCACUCCAAAACAUCCUAUGGACCAUCUCCAGAUACUUUACACAGUGGAUUAACAAAUGAUAUGCAUUCACUAGUUCCAGUUGGUCAGAAGCGAUCGUCACUUCAUCUCGGACAAGACGUGGCGUAUAAGAAGACGGUAGAUAUUCGAAAUUUUGGAGACUUUCCUCAGUUAAAUGCACCUAGUAAGUUUUUGCGAGCCUAUAUAUAUAUAUAUAUAUAAAGCUAAAAUAUGAAAUAAUGUGGGAUACCAGCACUGAUUUCUAUAAGCCUAUUCUGUGCUUAUAAUUGACUGGCUCCAGUACCAAUUUUAAAACUAUAUUAUUAUUCCAUAAGUUCAUCCAUGAAAAGUGUCUGUAGUAUCGCUUCUCCGAAGAAACGCAGCAGACGCGAAAGCAACAAAAGGAAGUUUGAAAAUCUACCUCUUUAAUGUCACUUUAUACCUCAGUGAUAUAUACACCUAAUGAGAGCCGUUUUUUAUUUGGCACUUUAAAUGAAGAACACAAACUUUAUUGUUUGUUUGCAUGUUAUUCAUCUCUUAUGCACUUCUAUCAUGUUUCUUAUAUUUGCCGCAUACAGUCGUGUCUGUUCAAUAGACUGCUGCUGCGAUUACUUUUUUAAGUUUAAAGAGAACUCAAUAUUUCUUUAAUGCAUUUUGAUAAUAAUUUCAGUCAUUCAGUGAUUGGUUAUUUUUGUAAUUUCUUAAUGAUUCUUAGAAAACUAUAAACUUAGGAAGUUUAAAAUUAUGUGUUUUCAAGUAUGUACCAUGAUAUGCAUGUAUGUUAUCUCAAUCAGUUAACUGUUUUUUGUAUUAAUAUAAGCUUUGAAG
Trichobilharzia regenti is the source of this 2127-nucleotide messenger RNA. NCBI's taxonomy places the organism in Eukaryota, Metazoa, Platyhelminthes, Trematoda, Strigeidida, Schistosomatidae. The record is from the annotation of a GenBank genome assembly.